Messenger RNA from Monosiga brevicollis MX1, 1152 nucleotides. RefSeq lists its product as uncharacterized. The coding region runs from base 1 to 1152 and encodes 383 amino acids. The transcript is spliced from 5 exons. Lineage: Eukaryota; Choanoflagellata; Craspedida; Salpingoecidae. The record is from RefSeq and is a predicted model, not a curated record.
AUGUCGCAAGCAGCCACUGGCCCCGUGUCGUUACAAGGCGGCCUCCCCCAAGCCAUGCCACAAGUGCUAGCAGCUACUUCAUCGUCGCACCCGUUACCGCCCAAGCGGACCACUCGGAGCUCCGCCCAGAAGAAAGCAGCCGGAAAACGCAACAGCCGGCCCAAGAAGCCCCCCUUGCCGCCAGGCCCGCCGCCUGCCGCCAGCCUUCCCGUUGCCAACACGUCCAUGGCUGGCCAAAGCGGCCCGCCGCUGACUGCUUCAAGCCAUCCCGGCCCUGAUACUAUUCCUGGUGACUCUACAGCUGCCGGCUCAAAACAUGGUUCACCAGAUAACGCCGAGGCACCCAGGCAACCAACAAGCACGGUGGCACCCUUGUUCAAGCGCGCCUCAGGCAAACGCAAGAGCAAGGUGGCUGCUGGUGCGACGUCCAACGCAAAUGCAGGAGAAGUGCCUGCUCGAAUGCCUGCUGGCAAAGCGGUGCCUACCAAGGCCGCACCCAUCUUCAUGACGCGCGAGGACAAAGCAAAGGAAGCAGCCAAGCUUCGUCGCGAGACAAUGACGCUAGUGCUACGACACGAUGGAAUGGGCCCCGAUGGGACGCACCAGGCUGACCUGGCUAAGCUGGCUAAACCCGCCCCAUGGCCCGGGCGCUGCCUGUUGGAGUCUUCUGCAACGCCCCAAUCACCGCGAGCGUGCAGCAACACCUUGCCUUUUCCGACCCGUCACCGGCAGAGUAACACGCACGAAAAUCUCACGACAAUGACGCGAGAGGCUUCGUCUCUGGGGCUAUGUGAUGUGUCGCGCCUGCGUGCUUCUUUGGGCAUGACAGCGCCAACACCUGGUCCAGAUGUCAUCGAGUUGGCCGAUCCACUUCCCAUCCCCUCGGGCUACAUGGGUCUCGCGGCAGCCACGGCUUUGUAUGAAGGACACUACAUGCCUCUCAGCCAUACACACCCGCAAAAGGACCAAGCCGUAUGGAGCCUUCACUAUCAGCCAAGCCGCGUUGAUCAUCUCAUUCAUAAUCGCCGCCAAGGAUCGGGCAAGACGGCAACUCUGUAUGCGUGCGCUCAGGAGCUGGAGUUUGCUGUCAUGGAAAUCAACAGCUCCGACUCUCGUUCGGGUCGCAAUGUGCGUGCCAAGCUUGAAAUGUGA